Molecule: messenger RNA, 1129 nt
Organism: Diabrotica virgifera virgifera (western corn rootworm)
Lineage: Eukaryota; Metazoa; Arthropoda; Insecta; Coleoptera; Chrysomelidae
Product: telomere length and silencing protein 1 homolog
Exons: 3
Coding region: 71-916 (281 amino acids)
Biological process (GO): mRNA splicing, via spliceosome
Cellular component (GO): spliceosomal complex
Source: RefSeq, a predicted model, not a curated record
AACACUGUUAUGUUAUUGAGUUUUAUUUGGUUGCCCUAAACUGUAAGUUGUCCUUUGUCCAAAAUCCAAAAUGUCCGAGGAUAAUAAUAUGUCCAAUUCUAAAGAAAAAAUAAUAUUCAAAUCUAAAAUUCGCAAACAAUUUAGAAAACGUCUUAAAGAGGAAGACAGUGAUGAAAAUGAGACUGAAGUAAUUGCAAAACUACAAGAAAUGAAAGAAGUUCAGAAACUUAGAGAAAGACCUAAUGGUGUUAGUUUAGUUGGUUUAGCGCUAGGAACAAAAGUACUAACGGACACAGAAAUCAAAGAUUCUUUUAAUAAAAACAUUGGUGGUUUGGUAAACUUGCAGGCCUUAAAUAGUGGCAAUUGGAAAGUAGAUGACGCCUAUGAUACUGGAAUAGGAACUCAGUUUUCUGUGGAAACUAAUAAACGAGAUGAGGAUGAAGAAAUGAUGAAAUUUAUAGAAGUUGAGCUAUCAAAAAGAAAAGGUAAAGAAAAGCAAAGUGAAGGUCAGGAUGGUAAUAGCAAAUAUCAUACACCAGAAGAAAUAGCCCUACAGUCAGUACCCGAACAUUUAAGGGUAUCUUCAAAGAAACAAUCUGAAGAAAUGUUAUCAAAUCAGAUGUUAAGCGGUAUACCUGAAGUUGAUUUAGGUAUUGAGGCCAAAAUCAAAAAUAUAGAGGCUACAGAAGAAGCUAAACUUAGGUUAUUGUGGGAAAAACAAAAUAAGAAGGAUGGGCCCUCACAGUUUGUUCCAUCCAACAUGGCUGUAAAUUUUGUACAGCAUAAUAGGUUUAAUACAGGAGCGAGUGAAAUUCCGCCAAAGAAGGCUAAAAUGGAGGAAAAACCGAAGAAAAAGGAUGAAAAAGCUACGGACGAUUAUUAUUAUGAAAGAUUCAAAAAACAGUUUAAAAGAUAAUAUUAAAUGUUUUAGUAAAAAAACUAUAGUUUUAUCAUAGAUAUAGUAAUAAACUGUAUUUGAAAAUUUUAAACUAGACAUGUAUUUACAGCUUAAUUGAAAAAUAAUCGUUUCAAAGUGUUUUAAUAUUAGAAUAUAUACUGUGAUGGUAUGUUCCAGCCAAAUGCUUUAAUCUUUUUCUUAGGAAUAUUAAAUGACGUCAUUGAUUAAAAA